Molecule: messenger RNA, 2799 nt
Organism: Drepanopeziza brunnea f. sp. 'multigermtubi' MB_m1
Lineage: Eukaryota; Fungi; Ascomycota; Leotiomycetes; Helotiales; Drepanopezizaceae
Source: RefSeq, a predicted model, not a curated record
AUGGCGCAGCUGGGGCCGGAUCAUGGAGGACCAGAUGAUAAGAUUGGCAUAGACGGUGGAGAGCUACAAAAAAAAUUAAAGGGGGGUCCCCGGAAGAGGGUCUCGCAGGCUUGCGACAGGUGCAGGAGUCGAAAAGAUAAAUGCGAUGGGAAGAAGCCGAGUUUACGUUUGGACGAGAACUCCUGCAGGACCGUGUAUGCUAAUCGGAAGGAUAUACAGACCUGUUCAACCUGCACUGCGAACGGCCGCGAAUGUUCCUACGACGCCAAUGUGAAAAAGAGGGGUCUGCCAGAAGGAUAUGUUCGAGGGCUGGAGAAGUUAUGGGGACUUGCAAUACGAGAUGUCGAUGAGGUGGAGGAUAAUAUGCUGUCAGCUCUGUCGGGCAACGAAGAGAGCGCUGAAAGUCCCUUGAGUAUCUGGAAUGACGAGACGAACUCAGAGACUUUGGUAGAGCUGUGGCGAAAAUCUACCAUCUCCAGAGAGCUGGAGAGGUUGCUAUCGUCCCAGGAGCCUUCGGAAAUAAAACGCAAGCGAACGAACACCGAGACCAAAGAUUUAGCUGAGAAGGGAGGGAUCCAGCAGCCAUCAAUAGAUGUAGCUCAGCCCAGCAAAGAAGCCGAUAUUUCGACUUCGAGUUGGUCCGAUCGAACUCAGGAUGUUCGAGCGCUCAGCGAUUUUCAAACAUCCCCAUCGGCUGUCGACAACAUCAGUCUGCUCAAAGAGCCUAAAGAAUACGAAUCGAUUCUUAGCCCUUCUGUGGGACAUGUGUCCAGUGGGACCCCGGUUGCUGCUGUUGGUUUACCUGAGCUACCUUCAGAAACAUGGCAUUUGCUCGAUGUAUACUUCUCUUACACGCAUCCCUGGCUGCCAAUAAUAGAGAAGCAUGACUUACUGCGAACAUCCUACCAGUACUCGCAGAACCGUUCCAAUAAUUCUGGCUCUUCUGGCUCUGGCGACAACGCAGUCCUCUGGGCGGCAAUCGCAUAUGCAAAGUUUCAGCACCGAGCCAUCAACAAUAUACCACGGGCUCUUGGAGCUGUAGGAGAAAUGGUCUGGACUGCAGAAAGGAUGUAUAGCCACGCCAGGGCUCUGGUUCCAAAUGAGGAGGUGACGUUGGAGCUGGGCCACGUACAAGCUCUACUUAUCCUCACACUUGCGAAUCUGGGCAUGGGUCAUUUCAGUCGAGCUUGGCUGUUAGUAGGACAAGCUGUUCGAGCAGCGAUUGAUCUACGCCUGGAUCGGCCGCCGGACCCAAAAUCACGCUCGAGAUCUAGACACAUUUUCCUUGGCUGUUUCGCCCUGGAGACACUCAUAGCAGCCCGACUAGGUCGCCGGCCGCACCUGAGGUCCGAAGAUGUCGAAAUUGUAGGUCUUCUAGAAGAGGAUGGUCUCGAAGAAUGGGAUCCAUGGAUAGACUGCCUUACAGUACGGAGAAGAUCUUCAGGGAACUUGCGCACCCCUGCGUCGAUAUUGAGCACCUUCAACAGACUAAUCCAGGUUCUCAAAAUUCUCAACGAAGCGUCAUGUUUGCCAGUGGCUUCCAACGCCUUGCAGUUGAGUACCACUCUAUUGCAAAAGUUACAUAUCUGGAGCCAAACCCAAUCACCCCCUCUGUCUUUCGACUCAGCUGCAAGAGGCAGCGAUCAAGCUCUAUCUUUGCUUCCUCAUCAGUACCACCUACAUAAUGUCUAUUUCACUACACUAGCGAUGUCGCAGCUGCUGUCUCAUCGUCAUGGCAAAGAGGCAGUCAAUCUCGAGCCAUGCACUCAAUCAGCUCAGCAAGCCGUUGAUCUCAUGAGUCAACACUCGGACAUGUUCGGGCUUCUCAUUGUCCCGCCUAUCUACGAGUAUUUUGUCAAAAAUGCCUACGAUAUAGUCCAUGCGGUACACAGCAGUAUAGAAAGCACCCAUAUCGUCCUCAACGAUUGGAGACGAAAUCUGGACCGUUGUGUAGAUGACAUGGAGCUCGCCUGGCCUGUUUUCGAGUCAUUCAAGUCCUCAACCGCAUAUCGGUCUACGUCACAGGCUCCCAGGAGGAAAAGCCAGGUGGCAUUCGAUCUUAUCAAUGGCAUGGACUGGGACGCAGAUACGUCGAAUUCUGGUAGAACUCCUCUGGGCAUGGCAAGCUACGAUGCUUUUGACCCUUUCAGUCCCCAGAACUCUCGCGAACAGGUCGAGCAACUGAGGCCAAGAGGAGCAAACCAAAUCAGGACAACCGGCCACCCAUCGUUAGGCCAAUCCUCCGGGCAUGGGCUUCCUCAAAAUCCUCGUAACAUUUACGAAGAUUUGCAUGCCACUAUUGGCUCCGCCAAACGACACCCAUCUAACAGGCAAAAUAUAGCUCCCAAGCCGCCUACACCGCAGAUGGUAGCGCAAGAGUCUUUCAAUAUAGCACCGCCUACUAAUCCCCAACAGCACCGGUCUUUGACUAUGAGUUCUACCGACGCCGAGGCCGAUCCCGUAUUCCAUGAAUUGAUGCGACUCGAUGCAACUGAGUGGGCCGGUAACUGGGAUCAAAGUCUGAUGAAUCUCGGCUUCACAGACACCGACAACAUGAACCAAGACUUCUACGCCUUCUGCCAAGAGCCAGACCCUUUGCACCAAAAUGCUGUUCUCCAGCAGCUUGUUGCGAAUUCGAAUGCUGAGACGAACGACAUCUUCGAUGGUACCGGAUCAGCAUUUCUUGGGGGUUCUUUGGGGAUGGGCGGGUUCGCUGUAGGUGAUGAGAAUGAGGGCAUUGAAGCAGGUCAGAUAUUGCAGGCGUUGAGUGCUGCUGAGGACCAGAGGGCCGGUGGAUAG